Molecule: messenger RNA, 1832 nt
Organism: Rattus norvegicus (Norway rat)
Lineage: Eukaryota; Metazoa; Chordata; Mammalia; Rodentia; Muridae
Source: RefSeq, a predicted model, not a curated record
UCCAGGGGUGGAGCCUGGAUCAGGCACUAUGGGGAGGGCUUGCCUAAAGUGACCACUUACAGCCCUAGUCCUCAACUUGGAUACCUGCCUGGAAGUUGGCUGACCUGUAUCCAGUGACCUUGUAGGGCUCAAGAGCCCAGAGCAUUCUCCUACCCCAAGGCCUUUCCCCCUAUUUGUUCCUCUCCGUUGCUUCUACCCCGCCCCUUAUGGCCCUAAACUUCCUGGGCCGGAACUGUUAAGCUUUUUCCUGCAACAGUUGAGGGUGUGGGUAGCUUUUGACCUUAAGAGAGGGAAAAAUGGAGCCCAGGAGGGCAGCGCCUGGGCUACUCAGCCAGGCCUCUUUAGUGGGCACGGGGUCAGUCGCUGAGCUGGUAUACCAUCUAGCGGGGGCUCUGGGCACUGAGCUACAGGAACUGGCACGCCGUUUCGGACCCGAUGCGGCAGCUGGGCUGGUGCCACUAGUAGUGCGGGCGCUGGAGCUCUUGGAAAAGGCCGCCGUGGGGCCGGCUCCAGACUGGGUGUCCACACAGCAGGCUGAAGUGGAACUGCGGCGGCUGCGUGAGGAGAACCAGCGCCUCCGCCAGGAGCUAGGCUCCGAGCCGCAGGAGGAGCGCGCGCUGCUCCGACAGCUCAAGGAGGUGACAGACAGACAGCGGGAUGAGCUUCGGGCACACAACCGAGAUCUGCUGCGCCGAAGCCAGGAGACCGAAGCGCUGCAGGAACAGCUGCAGCGCCUCCUGCUGGUCAACUCUGAGCUGAGGCACAAGCUGGCCGCAGUGCAGACCCAAUUGAGGGCGGCGCGGGACCGGGAGAGAGAGCGCCAGACAGCUCGGGAUCGUUCCCAACAGCUGGCCAAAGAACAGAGCUUGGAGCCCGAUGCGGCAACCCCAGAUGACCCGGUGGAUGCUCAGAAGCAGUCAGGGAACCCUCCAGAGGCUGUCCAGUGUGGAUUCAGCAGGGAAGAGGUUGAGCAGAUCCUUCAGGAGCGGAAUGAGCUCAAAGCCAAUGUAUUCUUGCUCAAGGAGGAGUUGGCAUAUUUCCAGCGAGAGAUGCUCACAGACCACCGAGUCCCUGGGCUUCUGCUUGAAGCCAUGAAAGUGGCAGUCAAAAAACAGAGGAGAAAGAUCAAGGCCAAGAUGUUGGGGACACCUGAAGAAGCAGAGAGCAGCUUUGGCUUAUGGUAUCAGGGGGAAACUGAGGCCCCUGAAGCUGAGACCAGCAACACAGCUCCCAGCAGGACACAGGAAGGAGAAGGGGCCCCACCGCAACCCUACCUGCAACCUGUGGACAACCUUCCCGCCCCCAGCUCCUGACUAGUCCUCUGCUCUCGGUGAACAUCUUGGUCUGAGGGCUUCAGCUAUGCAGGAGGCUUAACUCUGGGUUCCAGCUAACUGUGCAUGGAUGUGUGACUUCAAAUGAGGAUGAGCCCUGCAACCCCCCAUACCUGUACUAGGCAUGAUGGGACUUCAGCCUGUCUCCCUUUCUUGACAUCUCUGUACCACACUUAAGAGCCAGAGAUAGGGGGCUGGAGAGAUGGCUCAGUGGUUAAGAGCACUGACUGUUCUUCCAGAGGUCCUGAAUUCAAAUCCCAGCAAACACAUGGUGGCUCACAACCAUCUGUAAUGGGAUCCAAUGCCCUGUUCUGACAGCUACAGUGUACUUACAUAUAAUAAAUAAAUCUUUAAAAAAAAUAGAGAGAGAGAGAGAGAGCCAUAGGUAAAGGUAUCUCUGAGCUCUGCUUUUCCCCAUUGUGUGACAGAGGGCUGCCUGCCUGCUUCCCUGGGGCUUAGGCAGGUGACCAGUGCAAUAAAUACCCAUAAUACCCCUGAAAA